Molecule: messenger RNA, 1152 nt
Organism: Ceratosolen solmsi marchali
Lineage: Eukaryota; Metazoa; Arthropoda; Insecta; Hymenoptera; Agaonidae
Product: WD repeat-containing protein 55 homolog
Exons: 6
Molecular function (GO): protein binding
Source: RefSeq, a predicted model, not a curated record
UUAGAACAUAAUGAUUCAAGACCAUCUACUAGCACGCAAAAUGAAAUUGAUGAUAAAGAAGAUGAUGUUAUAAAAGCUAUUUUAAGAUCUAAAGAAAUUGUUAGGACUCAUCCACCCAAUAUUUCAUUAAAAAAUACUUUAUUUGAUAUUUGUUUUCAUCCGAUAAAAGAUUUCAUUGCCCUUGGAAGUGUCACAGGGGAUGUUCUAAUAUAUAAAUAUGAUAAUGAAAAAAAUAAACUUGUAUCAACAUUUGAACUACAUAAAAAGGCCUGUAGAGAUAUUGAAUUUAAUGAUGAGGGAACCAUUUUAUAUUCUGUUAGUAAAGACAAAACGAUUAUGUUAAGUGAUUUUGAAACAGAAAAGUUGAUUACAAUAUUUGAAAAUGCACAUGAUAAUCCAAUUUAUACUAUGACUGUAAUAGAUGAACAUACAUUUGCAACUGGGGAUGAUGAAGGAACAGUUAAAUUAUGGGAUAGUAGACAACAAAAUUAUAAUUCAAUAUUUUCCAUAAAAGAAAUGGAUGAUUUUGUUACUUCUAUGCUAACGAAUGAGGAUAAAAUGUUUUUAGUGUGUACUAGUGGGGAUGGUACACUAACAACUAUAAAUAUGAGGACAAAAAAACUACAUGUUCAAACUGAAGAUUAUUCUGAAGAAUUAACAUGUCUUGGUUUAUUUAAACAUGGAAAAAAAAUUUUAGCAGGAGGAACUAAAGGUAACUUGUAUAUUUUUAAUUGGGGAGAAUUUGGUCUUCACUCGGAUGAAAUACCAAGUUUAAACAAAAAUCCUAUAAAUUGUAUGAUUCCAAUAACAGAAAAUAUAGUUAUUACUGGAAGUGAAGAUCAGAUGUUGAGAGCUACAAGCAUAUUUCCAAAUCAACAUUUAGGAAUUGUUGGUCAACAUAAUUUAUCAGUAGAAAAUCUUGAUAUUUGUAACAAUGGAACAAUAAUUGCUUCAUAUUCUUAUGAUGGUAUUGUUAAAUUUUGGAAUACAAAUUAUUUUGAAACACUGAACCUGUCAAACUCUAUUAAAGGUGGAAAACAAAUACGAAUGAAAUAUAAUUUACCUAGUAGUAAAGUAGAUAAUGCCUCAGAUUUCUUUGCCGAUCUUUAAUUAUUUAAAUUUUAUUGCUAUUUAUAAUAAUCAACAUUUUUA